This is a messenger RNA of Ostertagia ostertagi, 828 nucleotides long. The record is from the annotation of a GenBank genome assembly. NCBI's taxonomy places the organism in Eukaryota, Metazoa, Nematoda, Chromadorea, Rhabditida, Trichostrongylidae.
AUGGCUCUGGGAACCGUAAUGUCGAAAGAACGCCUGCAUGCCCCUACACUACCGCCUCGUUCAAGCGAAAGUACAGACGCCGACGUAUCUUCUGCGAAAAUGGCAAAAUCUGUUCCAGAAAGCAGCGAUUCAACUCAGGAGAAAGACGAAGAUGUUGCUUCAACGGUGGCUGUGAACCAAUUUUGGCCAAAAGUCGUGGCGAGUGCGAAUAGGAAUCACAUGCCGGCGAGGACCGUGAAGUCUCAGUCUCAGUCAGAGGAGGACAAUGACGAAUUUACUUCAUCAUGUAAAUGUGAAAGGAUUUCUCUUCAAAAAAUGAAAGGCAAAUGGUCAAUGGCUCUGGCGUCGAAGGCACUCAUAGAGAAACUGCGAGCUAAACUAAGAAAAAUGCUACCGAAAGAAGCGAAUGCUCAACUGAGCUGCAGCAGAAUGACCAUGUUGACACCGAAGAUAUCUGAUGUCGCGCAAGAUGCCCGAAUAUCAUGGGAAUUUCGAACUACUGGAUCGCAUAAACAUUACCGGCUCACUGGUAGUGCACUCUCCAUGGACCAUAAGUCGGUUCGAUUACAACUGCGAGACCCAUCAAACGAGAUUUUCUCAGUACCAAUGUGUGUUCUCAAGUAUUCCGGCACAUUCGAAUACGAGUACAUGGUUGUGACCAAUGGCAACGGGCCAUGUCGAGAAGCUGCACUAGUCGUAAGAGACGUCGAUAAGUUCUUCGACGAAGACAAUCCUGAACUUGUGUCGUUUUUGAAAAGAAAAAUUGCCAACGAUGAAAUGGACACCAUGGACAUAGCACCAUUUGCAAGUGAAUGUUCACAAAAUUGA